Messenger RNA from Nerophis ophidion (straightnose pipefish), 2321 nucleotides. RefSeq names its product heat shock cognate 70 (gene hsc70). The transcript is spliced from 9 exons. Lineage: Eukaryota; Metazoa; Chordata; Actinopteri; Syngnathiformes; Syngnathidae. Gene Ontology annotation, cellular component: cytoplasm; cytosol; plasma membrane. The record is from RefSeq and is a predicted model, not a curated record. Gene Ontology annotation, molecular function: ATP-dependent protein folding chaperone; ATP binding; heat shock protein binding. The coding region runs from base 150 to 2099 and encodes 649 amino acids. Gene Ontology annotation, biological process: protein refolding; vesicle-mediated transport; cellular response to unfolded protein.
CUAUAUACACUGGCUGAGCACACCACCUCCUCCUCCAGUCUGACUACCAGGACGAGAAAAGGGGCGCUGGAGAGGAAGUCAGGAGUCGCUCAGCUGGGGAAAAAAGCACAAUUUAGUCUCUAUAAAAAGUUAUUUACAACAGAACAAGGAUGUCUAAAGGACCAGCAGUUGGCAUUGAUCUUGGCACCACCUACUCCUGUGUGGGCAUCUUUCAGCAUGGCAAAGUGGAGAUCAUUGCCAAUGAUCAAGGAAACAGGACCACACCCAGCUAUGUGGCAUUCACAGACACAGAGAGACUAAUUGGAGACGCAGCCAAGAACCAAGUGGCCAUGAACCCAACUAAUACUGUGUUUGAUGCUAAGCGUUUGAUUGGUCGAAAGUUUGAUGAUACGGUGGUGCAGGCCGACAUGAAGCAUUGGCCCUUUAAGGUUGUAAAUGACUCAUCCAAACCUAAAGUGGAGGUUGAAUACAAGGGUGAGAUCAAGACCUUCUUCCCAGAGGAGAUUUCCUCGAUGGUCCUUACCAAGAUGAAGGAGAUCUCAGAAGCCUAUCUUGGCAAGUCUGUGACCAAUGCAGUCGUCACAGUUCCUGCUUACUUCAACGACUCUCAACGUCAAGCCACCAAAGAUGCUGGGGCCAUCUCAGGGCUCAAUGUUCUGCGUAUCAUCAAUGAACCCACUGCUGCCGCCAUUGCUUAUGGCUUGGACAAAAAGGUUGGCAGUGAGCGCAACGUCCUUAUCUUUGACCUCGGAGGAGGCACUUUCGAUGUGUCCAUUUUGACCAUUGAGGAUGGCAUCUUCGAGGUCAAGUCCACUGCUGGUGACACGCACUUGGGUGGUGAGGACUUUGACAACAGGAUGGUCAAUCACUUCAUUAAUGAGUUUAAGCGCAAGUUCAAAAAAGACAUCAACACCAACAAACGAGCCGUACGCCGUCUCCGUACCGCCUGCGAGCGCGCAAAGCGCACCCUCUCCAGCAGCACCCAAGCCAGUAUUGAGAUCGAUUCUCUCUACGAAGGAACCGACUUCUACACUUCUAUCACCAGAGCCCGUUUUGAGGAACUUAAUGCAGAUUUGUUCCGCGGAACCCUGGAGCCUGUUGAAAAGGCCCUCAGGGAUGCAAAGAUGGACAAGUCCCAGAUUCACGAUAUUGUCCUGGUGGGUGGUUCCACACGUAUCCCCAAGAUUCAGAAACUUCUGCAGGACUUCUUUAAUGGCCGUGACCUCAAUAAGAGCAUCAACCCUGAUGAGGCAGUGGCCUAUGGAGCAGCUGUGCAGGCAGCCAUCUUGGCUGGUGAUAAGUCUGAGAACGUACAAGACCUGCUACUGCUGGAUGUCACCCCCCUGUCCCUGGGAAUUGAGACUGCUGGAGGAGUAAUGACCGUUCUUAUCAAAAGGAACACCACCAUUCCCACAAAGCAAACCCAGACCUUUACCACCUACUCCGACAACCAGCCUGGUGUGCUCAUUCAGGUUUAUGAAGGCGAACGAGCCAUGACCAAGGAUAAUAAUAUCCUGGGAAAGUUUGAGUUGACCGGUAUUCCACCUGCUCCCAGGGGUGUCCCGCAGAUUGAGGUGACCUUUGACAUUGAUGCCAAUGGCAUUCUUAAUGUGUCUGCCGUGGACAAGAGCACGGGAAAAGAGAACAAGAUCACCAUUACCAACGAUAAAGGACGAUUGAGCAAAGAAGACAUUGAGCGCAUGGUGCAUGAAGCUGAGCAGUUCAAGGCUGAAGAUGAAGUGCAAAGGGAAAAAGUCACAGCUAAGAACUCCCUUGAGUCUCUGGCUUUCAACUUGAAGAGCACAGUCGAGGACGAGAAGCUUCAAGACAAGAUCAGUGCUGACGACAAAAAGUCCAUCAUUGACAAAUGCAAUGAGGUUAUUUCCUGGUUGGACAAGAACCAGACGGCGGAGAAAGAAGAGUACGAUCACCAGCAGAAGGAACUAGAGAAGGUGUGCAACCCAAUAAUGUCCAAGCUUUACCAAGGGGGCAUGCCUGAAGGAAUGGCCGGAGGAAUGCCAGGGGGGAUGCCUGGUGGUUUCCCUGGUGGGGCUGGAGAAGGUUCUUCGUCUGGCCCAACCAUCGAGGAAGUGGACUAAUCGCCCAUUGACCAAACGUUUUUAUUAAAAACUACAUAUCUUCAACGUUUUAUUGGACAACAUUUGAAGAUUCAUUAAUGGGAAUAAAAUAUUAGUUGAAAUUGUUUGUUCAGAGGAGGAUAAAUCCAAUCAAAAAUAGGAACACACAAACAUCUAUUGUCUUAAUUAUCCACAGUUGAAUUACAAAAAGUUCCAUUUCCUCGAUUAAAUAACGAAAAUAGA